UAUACUGCAUGCUGUUGCCAACAUCCAAGAUGAAAAUAAGUUAAAAGCUAAAGAUGUCAUCUUCCGUGUGAUCUAAAUAGUAACCUGACUCAGCUCAUUCUUGCAGCUUUCUGUAUUCACAGGGACAAACUGUACAAUUCAGGGUUAUCAUGUUAUUGUUUUUACGUUUCAAAUUGUCAGAUAAUGUGGGAUCGAUAAUACAUGCGCUAAAUAUGUCCUUGGCGAUUAACAGAAGGGAAUUUCGCAGCCACUCAAAAUGAAGGGUCUUUUCCUUGUGGAGCCUGUGGUUGCCCUGUACGCUUUCUCCAGUUUUCUCAUAUUUCCUCUGGUGCAGCAGUAUGUGUACCGAAGGCUCUGGCAGGACAUAACCAACACCACCUACCCCAUCUCUGACAAUACCUCCAGAUGUGCAGGAAACAACAGUAGCAACCAUUCAAGCUACCAUGAGGAAGUGCAGAAGCAGGCAUCUCUCUUCUCCCUUUACACAGAGCUCUUCUCCACAAUCCCCUCUUUGGUUGUCACUCUCAUGCUGGUGGCCUACAGUGACCGGGGAGGACGCAAGAUCGCCAUCAUCAUGCCUUUGUUUGGCACGCUGAUCUACACUCUGGCCUUCCUGGCAGUGUCCUACUUUGAGCUAAACAUUUACUUGCUCAUUGGUUCCUCGCUUCUUAGUUCUCUGUUUGGGGGCUUGGGCACAUUUCUCGGGGGCUGUUUCGCCUACAUAGCAGAUUUGUGCAAGGACGACCGCCAGAAGACGCUGCGCAUGGCUGGACUAGAUAUGAUGAUUGGCUUGUUGUCUGGGGUGGCUUCAAUAGCAACAGGCUACUUCCUGAGAGCUGCAGGCUUUAACUGGCCUUUCCUAACAUCUGCAUUGUGUCAGUGUGUGAUCCUACUCUAUGCAAUUUUCAUCCUAGAAGAGACUGUGAAUAAGGUUCCUACUGAUGCCAUUAUUCUAGAUGGGACUCCCCAGCACUCAGCCACAAAACAGAUGUUGUAUGGGGUCUACCUGAUGUUUACAGGGGCCAGCCGCAGGAGUAAAACUGUUUUGAUCCUCCUGAUACUCAUCUUCACCAGCUUCUCCUUCGCCUAUGUAGGUGGGAUCUCUUUGAUGACACUAUAUGAACUCAAUGAGCCGCUGUGCUGGACUGAGAUUUUGAUUGGCUACGGCUCAGCACUGUCCACCACUGUGUUCCUGAUUAGUUUUGUAGGAGUGGCAGUGUUCACGUACUGUGGCGUGCCACAGCUGCUCAUUAUCCUGAUGGGGAUCCUGUCUGUCAUAUGUGGCAUGGUCCUGGUGGCGUUUGCAAAGACCACGUUACUAAUGUUUUUAGUAAGAGUGCCAAUGCUCUUGUCUAUCAUGCCUUUUCCUGUUCUGCGCUCCAUGAUGUCAAAGAUCAUCUCAAAGUCUGAACAAGGUGCCCUGUUUGCUUGUCUUUCCUUCCUGGAAAGUCUAACUAGCAACGUAUCAGCUGCCACCUUCAACAGUGUAUAUUUCUCUACAGUAUCAUGGUUCCCAGGCUUCAUCUUCCUGUUGUCUGCAGGACUCUGUGCAAUCCCUUUGUCUCUCUUGGGUGUGGUGAGUCUGAUUGGAGUGGAUGUUGCCAAAGAGGACAAAGAACCAGCUGAGCAGGAUCCUGUUGAAGAUGAAAAUGACAACAGCUCUCUUCUUAGAUGAGCCACAUGCAUUGCCAAACCCUCACCAGCACUUUAUUCAUUUUCUCUUUAGUCUUUUUUCAACAAAAAAAGUACCUCAAUCCUUUUUUCAGGCUGACAAAGUUCAGAACACAGGUUACAGAUACAUCUCUUUAUUGCUGUUGAUGAUGUGUGCAUAAUUUAAUGGGAAUAUUGUAAAUAAUAAUAAUAAUAAUAAAACAUCGAGGAAUAGUAGACAAGUUCUGGAUGAGUGAAGUUUGUUUUAUAAGGACAUGUCAGGAAUGUAGCAUAAAUAGGGCUAAAAACAGUGCAAUCUAACAAAUCUUCAAAAGAGUGGUGUGUGAGUAUUCAAAACUGCCUGACUGUGACAUUAUUAACAUAUUCACAAGCAUUUAAUGUCCAUUUCAUACAGUUUUACCAUGAAACAUAUCAGCAGGUUGAAAAAUAUUUGCAAUUACUUUCAACAAUCAGUUUAUAUAGUUUAUACUUUUUUGCUUUUCUCACAUGUUCCUCCUUUCAGUGCCAUAUAGGUUUAUGUUUUUACAAGUAGCGCAAGUAUCACUUGUUUCUAAGAAUAAAUGUCACCAACAUCAAAUUUAUUUUAUUUAGAUUAAUUUCAUUUACUUAUACCCACAUAAUGCUUAAACAUAAAACUAUCAUAGGUCUUUAUUUACCUAAACAAUAAUUAUCACCGGGACAGCUACAAAAAGCAAACAAUAAAUAUUUCGAGUAUCAGUUACUUAUUUAAAAGAAUAUUAAUAAGAAUAAUGAUAUUCAUUUAAUGUUUGAACCCACUAGACAUGUUUUAAGACAUAUGAAAAUACUCUGCUUUGAAUAAUAAUUUUAUUUCUUAUUAAGGGGAAAAAAACUAUUUCCUCAUCAGAAAUUCCUAAAUCACAUUUAUUUCUUCUCCCUCAUUGAAAAAUCUAGAAGCUAUCUAUAUUUCCAGAAUAUGCAAAUAUGUUUUUAUCUCAGAGUCAUCUUCUACAAUAGAGACAAUCCUACGUUCCCCUUGAUGAUAUGUAACUAUAAACCAUUUGGCAACAAUUUUUGCUUUUUUCCCCUCAGGUUGUCAGUUUUGAGUGUUUAGGGAUAACAUAUUUUAAUGUGUCCAUGGGAGAGAAUAUAUUUACUGAUUAAAUAUUUCUUACAGUUUAGGAUCUCAUCUGUUAAAGUAAAUCUAUCUCCAUUCUUGACCACUAGGUGUCCCUCUUGGUCCAGGCUUACAGGGUACAUGCUACACACCUAACUAAGACUCACAGUAUACCGUUUAUCACUAGUUAAGGACAUGGUAAUAAUGAUAAGAUGUGAAUAUAUAUCUUGUUUUAUUCUUUAUGUUGUAUUACAUGUUAUGACGUUUUUAAAAAUUGAAACAUGUUUCUCCAUAGCUGUAAAACAUUCCUGUUCACACUGUAGAUUGUCAACAUAGAGAAGCUCUACUAGUCUGCUCUGUAGAUUCUGUUUACUCACCACCUAGCAAAGGGACUACAGACAUCUCUAAAUUAAAUCAUAAUAAGCUUUAUUAUGUUGUGAUUGUGUUGUUGUGUUUGUCACAAAAAGUGUGAUAUUUGAGCAAAAUAAUAACUGUGAGAGCAGUGAAUACCUUAUCUUUCUACCAGAAAUUGUGUGACAAAUU
Messenger RNA from Scomber japonicus (chub mackerel), 3289 nucleotides. RefSeq names its product solute carrier family 46 member 3 (gene slc46a3). NCBI's taxonomy places the organism in Eukaryota, Metazoa, Chordata, Actinopteri, Scombriformes, Scombridae. Gene Ontology annotation, cellular component: lysosomal membrane. Gene Ontology annotation, molecular function: transmembrane transporter activity. Bases 257 to 1675 code for a protein of 472 amino acids. Gene Ontology annotation, biological process: vacuolar transmembrane transport. The record is from RefSeq and is a predicted model, not a curated record. The transcript has 6 exons.